AUUCAUUACAAAUUAAUUUCUAUUCCUAUGUCGCAAAUGGUCACAUAGAUCUAUUUAUAUUAAUUAAAUUUGCGCAGAAAACUCAAAACUGUCUGUCACGAUAGCAAAUAUUUUAUUUCGCACUAGUAUUUAGCGACAAAAAACAGUGAAAGAUUACAAAAAUGACGAUCGAAGGUAACAAGGACGAGGCAGACAAGUGUAUUGAGAUUGCUCAGUCUGCGUUUUCUGCUGGAGACGUGGAGAAAGCUGAACGUUUCCUACUAAAAGCUGAACGGCUGUACCCAUCUUUACGCGCUAAGGAGCUAUUGACUCGAGUUCGAACCGCCGGGGCGUCGGGAAAUUCGUCAAAACGUACUCCACCUACCUCUCCCAACUCUAGUAAUGAGGAAACGGUACGGAAACGCAAAAUUCCAUCCCACCAGCCUCCACAGAGGGAAUACACGCAGGAUCAGUUGGAUGCUGUUAAACGCAUCAAUACAAAAUGCAAGGACUACUAUGAAAUUCUUGGAGUAACAAAAGAGGCAACAGACUCCGACAUAAAGAAAUCCUACAAGAAACUCGCGCUGCAGCUCCACCCUGACAAGAACCACGCGCCUGGCGCCGCUGAGGCCUUCAAGGCGAUCGGGAAUGCCGCAGCCGUCCUAACAGACCCAGAGAAGAGGAAGCAGUACGAUCUGCGAGGGGACGAGCCCGUACCAACGCAGCACUCCCACCACCAGUACUACGCGAGGGGCUUCGAGUCUGAUCUGACUGCUGAGGAACUCUUCAACAUGUUCUUCGGAGCCACUGCGUUCCCUGGCGGCGGCCCGACAGUGUACACCCGUCGCCGUGCCCGGGAGCCCGAGCCCCGGGAGACCCACGCCGGGCUGGUGCAACUGCUGCCCGUGCUAGUCCUAGUGCUGCUCUCCAUGAUGUCAGGGUUCUUCAUCAGCGAGCCGGUGUUCAGCCUCACUCCAAGCUCCAAGUACCCAGUGCCCAGGGAGACUGUUAACUUGAAGGUACCGUACUAUGUGAAGGAGAACUUCCAUACUGACUAUCAAGGCUCGUUGCGUCGACUGGAGAUGGCAAUUGAAGAGGAAUAUAUAGUGGGUUUACGUCACGCGUGCCAGCGCGAGAGAAACUUCCGAGAGAGUGCGGCGUGGAAGGCUCGCACCUUCGGCGACGCGCGACAGUACGCGGAGGCCCAGAGGCUGCGCACUCCCAGCUGCGACAAACUGCACGCCAUGCACGCCUAGGUGCGUACAGCACCUAGUAACAUCGGGGGAACAGGCUCUAACAGUAAAAUAUACGGGGGAAAAUUCACUAGCUGUAAAAUUAACGGGGAUAUAUAUACUAGUAGUGUAAGCGUACAGUUGCUAGCAACGCUGUUUCGCCGGGGGGGAACUUUCACUAGCAGUAUAAUCGAAGGGGGUAGUUGCUAGCAGGACUGUAUUGCCGGGGGUACAGUUGAGAACAUAAUUGUGUUGCUGGGGGAAUCAGUCACUAGUAGUAUAAUCACCGGGGGUACAGUCGUUAAGUAUACUACAUCACCAGGGGUAAUGUCGUUAACAUUUGGAGAGGUAACAAGAGCUACCUCCUACACGUUGAGAUAUUUUCUAGAGUUUUUUUUUAUUAUGACUAAACUGAAUGUUUUAUAUACAAGAAAUUUUUAAAAUAUGUUUAAUUUCAAUCAGUAAGUAGAUCUACUCUGGAACUCAAUAUCGUUUUCACUACAUUAUUGUGAUUUUCAUUUAAAUACCAACACGAUUUUAUUCUUCACUGUGGUCCGGACCCUGCUUCGCAUGGGUGCAUUAUAAAUCUUAGAAUUCCUCGGCUUGUUCUGUACUAUAACACGCAUUUUUUAUACAUAUAAACCUUCCUCUUGAAUCACUCUAUCUAUUGUUGAAAACUGUAUUAAAAUCCAUUGCGUAAUUUAAAAGAUUUAAGCGAACACACAGCGACAGUGAUUUUGUUUUAUACUAUAUAAAGAUUUCUUUCGUAAAUUAAGGAAGACAAAACUAAAUAAAUGGAUAACAAAGCCAGUUAAUUCUUUUAUUGAAUACGAACAUUGCUAAUGGUCAAAGAAAGUGAAGAAUGUAAGAAGGUUCGAAACGGCGCAAUCAAAUGUGAUCGGAAUUAGUUUCCAGAGUAGAUUGGCUGCACUGCCCAAAGUAUAUACUUGUGAGGCCCUCGGCCUAUUCUUGAAUAGCUACAAAUACGCAAUUUAAUUUUCUUUUUAAAAAAUUACUAGCGAGCCGUUAAAAAAUAAAAAACUUAUGGAGUUUUCUGUAUUAUAAUAUGCAUGUAUGAUACAUAUAAACCUUUCUCUUGAAUCGCUCUAUCUAUUGGUGAAUGUAUUAGAAACAGUUGCGUCGUUUAAAAGAUAUAAGCUUAGACAGCAAGGGCUAUUUUGGACAAAAUGUUUGGCCGGAAUACUGGACAGUCAUCGGGCAAUAUUGACAGGUAUUCCCGAACUGUAUUGGAAUGUGAGUACUUGCAUCUGUGGCCUUCAAAUCUAUAUUGUGAUAUGGAAUGGCUCGAUAUCAACUGCUUUGGACAGCUCUACUUUGGUUAACGAGAUAAAACAUAAUUUUGUAUAUAUUCUAGUCUUAAAAAUAUAUUGUUUAAUAAAAAUUAUGGCAACACAUGAGUAGUGUACCGUCACGUGAUGAUGUGAUGACAGUGGUGCUGUUCAUGUAUAUUGAUGACGGUGAAUAUCACUUACAAUCAAGUCAGACAGUCCAAUUACAUAAAAAAAAACAUUUGGAUUGGGUUAUAUUAUAAGCUAGCUACCUGUCUAGCUAGCUAACCUGAUAAGUUCCCGGCCACACAGACAGAGUCGCGGGCAAAGACUAGUAUUUUAUAAGUAGCAACGAGUGGUUUUUAAAGUUUGUUUUGUGAAAACAAUUUUUGAAUUUUUCAUAUUACUUUAGUUAUAUGCUGAAGCACUAAUCAACGAAUAUUGUAUGUUAAAAUCUCACAUAUAUUGAAGUCAGUGAUGUAAUAAUAGGAGUGCGAAAUAUCACGGGUCCUAGAGGUCCCCCGCUUCGAAAUGCCGUGAGCACAGGAGUAAUCAAAUCGUAUAUAUCUUUAUUUAAUGUUAGAAUUUGUAUAAAUGUAUGAAAUAACUAUUGAUAUAUUAAUUAUAUUGUUAAACUGAAGUGUUAGAUGUAAAAAGUACACAAAGCAGAAAGUCAAUGUCAGUAUUGUUUAGUCCUGGAUAGGCUCGAAGGACCAAUGUUUAGUCCUGGAUACCCAAUAAGACUAGUGGACUGUGUUAAUAGAUAUAAUAUAAAAACUGUUAUAAAAUACAGACAGAUGCACAUUAAACUUAGAAUGGUGGGAUGAUUUAGUAAACCGGAAAGUGUCGGCGCCGGUCGGACAAGUGCCGGCAUCCUCCACCGGCCGCAGUUGUCGAUGCUCAGCACCGCGCCCGCAGAUCGCGGAGC
Achroia grisella is the source of this 3428-nucleotide messenger RNA. RefSeq names its product dnaJ homolog subfamily B member 14 (gene DnaJ-6). Gene Ontology annotation, cellular component: endoplasmic reticulum membrane. Gene Ontology annotation, molecular function: Hsp70 protein binding. The coding region runs from base 162 to 1235 and encodes 357 amino acids. Lineage: Eukaryota; Metazoa; Arthropoda; Insecta; Lepidoptera; Pyralidae. The transcript is spliced from 6 exons. Gene Ontology annotation, biological process: cellular response to misfolded protein. The record is from RefSeq and is a predicted model, not a curated record.